UGUUUGCUCUGCCAUUUUUAUUUUCUUUUCUUUUCCAUAGCAGAACACACACUCACUUUCUCUCCCUCAAUAAUCUUCCCCAUAUUUUCUUUACUCAGAAAAGCAAAAAAAGAACCAUAAAUUUUCAUGACCGCAACGACUUUUUCUCCCUUCAAUUCCUUCUACAAAUCUCUCUAAUGGACACAAUCAAAUGCAGAUCAGUCCCUAAUGGCAAGAGCAAGCUAGCUCGAACCAUCCAAAAGGUUAUCAACAUCAGGACUGCAACUAAGGUACCCUCCAACAACAAUGGCGGUGGUGGUGGCGGCAUUGGGAUUUGUAUGCUUACGUCGCAACAUAAAUUCGAAGGAGGAGAUUCCCCCACAUUUUGCAGGUCCAACAGUAGUAGUACGGACAAACAGGGAGAAGCGAAGGCGAGGCAGAGAGCGAUGAUGGAGGCUAUGGUGGCUAAGCUCUUCGCCAGUGUCACUUCUAUCAAGGCUGCGUAUGCAGAGCUUCAAAUGGCCCAGAAUCCUUACAACAGCGAAGCGAUUCAGGAUGCGGACCAGGCUGUUGUUGAUGAAUUGAAGGCUAUUUCUGUGCUGAAGCGAAGUUUCUUGAAGAAAGAACUUGAUUUUUCUCCUCAUGUUACUAUGAUGCUCGCUGAGAUUCAAGAACAACAGAGCUUGAUGAAGACUUACGAGAUCACAAUAAAAAAAAUGGAAUCCCAAGUUGAGCUCAAAGAAUAUGACAUCUCAUCGCUGAAGAAAAAGCUCGAUGAAUCAAUUGGGUAUAACAAAUCGCUGGAGAAGAGGCUGAAUGCGAGUGGGUCUUUAUCAACGUUCGAUUACAUCCAGUUUUCGAGGUUGAAUAUGACCAAUUUCGUACAGGUUUUGCAUUACACGUUGAGAUCUAUGAGGAGUUUUGUUAAAUCGAUGAUCCGUGAAAUGGAGUUGGCACAAUGGGAUUUGGACGUAGCAGCCAGAGCUAUAGAACCAGACGCAGUGUUCACGAAGCCAAGCCAUCGAUGUUUUGUGUUCGAAUCAUUUGUUUUUAGAACAAUGUUCGAAGGAUUCAAUAGUCCACACUUUACGCUCACAAGCGAAACCCAAAAACAGGACAAGCCUCCGACUGAAUAUUUCAUCAACAGAUUCAAAAAGCUCAAAUCUUUCGCACCCAAACAGUUUCUAGCACAAAAUCCCAACUCGUCGUUUGCAAAAUUUACAAGAAUGAAGUACUUUUUAAUAGUACAUGCUAAAAUGGAGUGUUCUCUGUUUGGAAAUCUCAAUCAGCGGAAGCGAUUGAACUCCGGGGAAGUACCCGAUUCUGGGUUUUUCACGGGUUUUGCAGAGAUGGCGAAGCGGGUUUGGCUUUUGCACAGUUUGGCGUUCUCGUUCGGUGAAGAUGUGAAUGUUUAUCAGGUAAAGAAGAAUUGCAGAUUCUCUGAGGUGUACAUGGAUGCUGUUAGUGAUGAAUCUUUAAUGGCGUCCCCAAAUCAAAGUUCGAUUCCGGAUACGGAUCUCCGGGUGGGUUUUACGGUGGUUCCCGGGUUCAAAAUCGGCAAAAAUGUUAUACAGAGUCAAGUCUACUUGUCAACGGCUACUUCUCCGGCGAGUCGUUGAUUUCGGUUUGUAAUUUUGCAUUUAUCAUAUAUAUAAUUAUAAAAAUAGUAGGAAUCAAAAUUAUGACGUUAUAGAUUCACGCGCCUCGAGGCGGAGCUAACUGCGGUUGUCAAGUUGGGGCCCGCCAAGUCGGCGGUUUAUUCACACUUGACAAUCGCAGUUAGUGCGGCCGAAGUUGAGGGAGAUGCGGAGGCGCGUGGAGGUUAGAAGUGGCGCGUCAUAUAUGGGGCCUACCUGAGAGUCCAUAAAGAGAGAAGGCGCAUCAUGAUGUGUGUGUGGACUGAUGGGACAGGAGUCCUUUUUAUUGCAAAUCUUUGUAUUGAAAGGGAAAGCCAACAAUAUUACUUUGAGCUAUAUAUUUCUAUUCUAUUCAA
Messenger RNA from Tripterygium wilfordii, 1972 nucleotides. RefSeq names its product protein GRAVITROPIC IN THE LIGHT 1-like. Bases 177 to 1598 code for a protein of 473 amino acids. Lineage: Eukaryota; Viridiplantae; Streptophyta; Magnoliopsida; Celastrales; Celastraceae. The transcript has a single exon. Gene Ontology annotation, biological process: negative gravitropism; response to red or far red light. The record is from RefSeq and is a predicted model, not a curated record.